Messenger RNA from Acytostelium subglobosum LB1, 1740 nucleotides. RefSeq lists its product as hypothetical. Gene Ontology annotation, molecular function: acyltransferase activity. Gene Ontology annotation, cellular component: endoplasmic reticulum. The transcript is spliced from 3 exons. Bases 1 to 1740 code for a protein of 579 amino acids. Lineage: Eukaryota; Evosea; Eumycetozoa; Acytosteliales; Acytosteliaceae. The record is from RefSeq and is a predicted model, not a curated record.
AUGACAGAUACAGCACAUCAAAUAUCAUUGCGGCAUAAUCAUCAAGCUGAUGAAGAGUCAACACUUGAGAGUAGUAAUAGUAAUAACAAUGAAUCAAACAAAGAUAAACAACAACAACAUCAACAUCAACAACAACAUCAUCAUCAUGAUAAUGACGAUCAACAUGGUACCAAAUGGUUGACAACAGAGUUCAUCAUAUAUUAUGUUAUAAUCAUAAUAGGUUACCUCAUAUGUAUAAAUAAGAUAUUGAAUAGUUCAAGAGAUUAUAAUGAUGGUUUAAAGAAUAGUGCAGGUAUUGUACCUGGUUGGUUCAUUGGUAGGAAGCAGGACUUGUCUGAUUCACAGUAUAGGACAUGGAGAGGUAACUUCCCAUUGUUGUCAAUUGGUCUAUCUAUAUUCAUUGCACUCAGUACGAUAAUAAGGAAGUAUGGAGGCUCAUCAAUCAACAAUAUCAACUCAAGACUACUGUAUUAUAUAAUUGCAUCAUUGUUAUUCUUGUUGUUUGUUCAUGGCUCAUCGACCAUCAUCAUCGUGGCCAUCGCCCUGUCCAACUUUGGCAUCUCGCGCUUCUUUGCCCGCUCCUCACUGCUGCCCCUCGUCACAUGGGCAUUCAAUGGCUUCAUUCUCUGGACCUCAUACAUAUACUCUGGCUAUCAAUUCUCAUCUCUGGCCAUCCUUGGAUCAUACGGCCCGCUGCUGGACAGCUAUCACGGCUCACUGGCAUGGGAAACCUACUUCAAGAUGUCGAUGCUUCGAUUCAUCAGCUACAACAUGGACUAUUAUUGGAUGAUGAUGAAGCGGCCUGUUGUCGACACCAAGGACAAGGAUGACUACUUUGUGCUGCAAGAGACACACCUCGCGCAUGAACACCAGUACGACAUCACUCACUACUUGGCCUACAUCUUCUACAUACCCCUGUACAUUGCCGGCCCGAUCAUCACGUUCAACGCCUUUGUCGGCCAGGUGUACGCGCCACAGCGCACCUACACACUGGCUCAGCUCGUCAAGAUGAGCAUCAACAUCGUGCUCAUAUUCUUUGCCGUCGAGAUUGGCCUGCACUACUCAUACUACUACUCGUUCGACCGGUCCGACGUGUGGAUGUCGCUGGGCGGCGACGAGAUUGCUCUCAUGGGCUACAUGGUACUCAACUUUAUGUACCUCAAGUUCCUGAUCAUCUGGCGAGUAUUUAGACUGUUUGCAUUGUACGAUGGUAUCAACACGCCAGAGAACAUGAAUCGUUGUGUCAACAACAACUACACAUUCACCGGCUUUUGGCGAUCGUGGCAUGCCAGCUUCAACAAGUGGACACUCCGCUACCUGUACAUACCACUUGGUGGCAACAGAACUCGACACAUCACAGUCUGGAUCAUCUUCUUCUUCAUUGGUCUCUGGCAUGACCUCUGGUGGAGUUGGGUCGCCUGGGCACUACUCAACUGUGUCUUCUUCACCGCAGAGAUAGGAGUAAUGACAUACUUCUACUCGCCCAAGAGACUACCUCUGCGAAGGACUUGGUACUGGAGGUAUGUGGUGGCAGUGGCGGGCACAUUCAACAUAUACCUGCUGAUGAUUGCCAACCUUGCGAUACUUCAUGGCUUUGCCAACUCGAUACUAUUCAUCAAGUUAUGUUUCUUUGGCGAGGGAGGUCUGCGAACAUUCAUAUUCUCCUACGUCUGGCUAUUCUCUGGCAUAUCCCUAAUGAUUGAGCAACGUGAGCAUGAGAGCAGAGCCAAGGCCAACUAG